Messenger RNA from Pterocles gutturalis (yellow-throated sandgrouse), 2542 nucleotides. It is a transcript of the gene ATP10A, whose product is annotated as ATPase, class V, type 10A. The transcript is spliced from 13 exons. Gene Ontology annotation, molecular function: ATP binding; ATP hydrolysis activity; ATPase-coupled intramembrane lipid carrier activity. The annotation marks the transcript as partial. NCBI's taxonomy places the organism in Eukaryota, Metazoa, Chordata, Aves, Pterocliformes, Pteroclidae. Gene Ontology annotation, biological process: phospholipid translocation. The record is from RefSeq and is a predicted model, not a curated record. Gene Ontology annotation, cellular component: plasma membrane.
UGUACAUAAAAGUGGAAAAAAGGAUGGACUGUUCAAAGAAAAUCUUCUGUUACGUGGAUGUACCAUUAGAAAUACAGAAGAGGUUGCAGGAAUAGUAAUCUAUGCAGGGCAUGAGACCAAAGCCUUGUUAAAUAAUAAUGGACCCCGUUACAAACGCAGUAAGCUUGAAAGACAGAUGAAUGCCGACGUCCUUUGGUGUGUCCUCAUACUUCUAAUCAUGUGUCUGUUUUCUGCCAUCGGUCACGGCCUAUGGGUUUGGCAAUAUGGUGAAAAGAGGAAACCAAUUUUUGAUGUUCCAGAGCCUGAUGGCAAAUAUUUGUCUCCUGUUUUAGCUUCAGUAUAUUUAUUUCUGACAGUGAUCAUAGUUUUCCAGGUUCUGAUUCCAAUUUCUUUGUAUGUAUCCAUUGAAAUAGUUAAAAUCUGCCAAGUCUACUUUAUUCAUCAAGAUAAAGAUUUAUACGAUGAAGAAACAGACUCUCAGCUGCAGUGCCGAGCUUUAAAUAUCACAGAAGACUUAGGUCAGGUGCAGUUUAUCUUUUCAGACAAGACUGGGACACUUACUGAAAACAAGAUGGUUUUCCGAAGAUGCACCGUUUCUGGAACAGAGUAUUCCCAUGACGAUAAUGCCAAACGCUUAGCAAUGUACCAAGAACUUGAUUCUGAGGAAGAUGAGUCAGCCCCAAAAGGAGGAACUCUAUCCCAGCGGGAUAGUAUCUGCAGCCAUCAGAGCAUCAAGGUAGUCCACAGAAGCCAGAGCACCAAAACCCACCGACGCACGGGUAGCAGAGCUGAAGCAAAAAGAGCAAGCAUACUCUCAAAGCACACUGCAUUCAGUAGCCCAAUGGAGAAGGACAUCACGCCUGACCCAAGGUUAUUAGAAAAGGUGAAUGAAUGUGCAAAGCAUCUGGAAGUCAUGAGGAGCCAUGAGCAGCCAUUAUCCCAUUUGAGUCCAGAACUAUGUGACAUUUUUGACUUCUUCAUUGCUUUGACUAUAUGUAAUACAGUUGUGGUUACUGCACCAAAUCAGCCCCGACAGAAGGUUAGAGAUCGAUUUGAACUAAAAUCUCCAGUAAAAACAAUAGAAGACUUCAUACGAAGAUUCACUCCAAGUCGCUUGACCUCUGGAUCUAACAGCAGCAGUUCUUCUAGUCUAGCUACAAGCAAAUCAAUGCACAGAUUUGGUUUAAGUGUGCUUUCAUCUACAUCUACAGAUAGCACUUUAUUAAAACUGGAAGAGAAGCUAGCAUACUCUGCGCAGAUGAAUAACAAUGGCUACAGCUCCCAGCAAGGCCGUACAGCUGUGGGGAGUGGACCUGAGGAAGGAGAACUCCGUUAUGAAGCAGAGAGUCCAGAUGAAGCUGCUCUCGUCUAUGCAGCAAGGGCAUAUAACUGUUCUCUGGUUGGAAGGCUGUCUGACCAGGUAUCAGUGGAGCUACCUCACCUGGGAACAUUAAGCUUUGAAGUAUUACAUACAUUGGGCUUUGAUUCCGUCAGGAAGAGGAUGUCAGUAGUGGUCAGACAUCCUCUCACAGAUGAAAUAAAUGUUUACACUAAAGGAGCAGAUUCAGUUAUUAUGGAUCUUCUUCUACCCUGCUCUUCAGAUGGCCCUCGGGGUAAACAUCAAAAAAAAAUCCAAAGCAAAACCCAGAAUUACCUUAAUCUGUAUGCUGUAGAUGGGCUGCGGACCCUCUGUAUUGCAAAAAGAGUUCUCAGCAAGGAAGAGUAUGCCUGUUGGUUAAAAAGUCAUUUAGAAGCAGAAUCCUCUAUUGAAAAUCGUGAAGAACUUCUGUUUCAGUCAGCACUGCGGAUAGAGAAGAAUCUGCAUCUGCUAGGUGCAACUGGCAUUGAAGACCGUUUACAGGAUGGUGUUCCAGAAACCAUUGCAAACUUGCGCAAAGCUGGGUUGCAGAUUUGGGUUCUUACUGGAGACAAGCAAGAAACAGCUGUUAAUAUUGCAUAUGCCUGCAAGCUACUAGAUCACGAUGAAGAAAUCAUCACUUUGAAUGCUGAAUCACCAGAGACAUGUGCUGUCUUGCUGGAACAGUGUCUGCAAUGCGUAGAGUCUAAAUUUUCAAACAACAGAAUAGAUGAAGCUACUGGAAACAUGACUAUUGGGUUCACGCCUCUCUAUCCACCUUCUUCCUGUGUGCUUUCCAGCUUGGGCCUAGUGAUUGAUGGAAGGACUCUAGCUUAUGCCCUGGAACCUACACUAGAAGAUAAAUUUCUUGCACUAGCCAAACGAUGCCGUUCAGUAUUGUGUUGUCGCUCUACCCCACUCCAAAAGAGCAUGGUAGUGAAACUAGUCAGAGACAAACUCAAAGCAAUGACUUUGGCCAUAGGUGAUGGUGCUAAUGAUGUCAGCAUGAUCCAAGUGGCAGAUGUUGGCGUGGGGAUCUCUGGUCAAGAAGGCAUGCAGGCGGUGAUGGCAAGCGACUUUGCAAUCCCAAGGUUCCGGCAUUUGGAGAAGCUCUUGCUUGUUCAUGGCCACUGGUGUUAUUCCCGACUCGCCAACAUGGUGCUGUAUUUCUUCUACAAAAAUGCA